AUGGACACCAUCUCCUUCAACGGGGACCUCUCGGAUUUACUCUACAACUACACCUAUGACUACAGCACGGCCCUGCCCGACGCCGCCAUCUCCUCGUCCCCGUGCCGGCCCGACGGCUCCGUCCUCAACAAGUACCUGGUGGUCUUCAUCUACUGCCUCGUCUUCAUCCUCAGCGUGGUGGGCAACGGGCUGGUGGUGCUGGUGGUCACCUCCAGCCACACGAACCGCUCCGUCACCGACGUCUACCUGCUCAACCUGGCCGUGGCCGACCUGCUCUUCGCCCUCACCCUGCCCCUCUGGGCCGCCUACCGGGCCCACGAGUGGGUUUUCGGCACGGUGAUGUGCAAGGCCAUCUCGGUGCUGCAGGAGGCCAACUUCUACAGCGGCAUCCUGCUGCUGGCCUGCAUCAGCGUGGACCGCUACCUGGCCAUCGUCUACGCCACCCGCGCCGCCACCGAGAAGAGGCACUGGGUGAAGUUCGUCUGCCUGGGCAUCUGGGUCUUCUCCGUGCUGCUCUCCCUGCCCGUGCUGCUCUUCCGCGAGGCCUUCGUCUCGCCCAGCAACGGCACCGUGUGCUACGAGCGCAUCCGCGGCGAGGACACGGCCAAGUGGCGCGUGGUGCUGCGGGUGCUGCCGCAGACCUUCGGCUUCGCCCUGCCCCUCCUGGUCAUGCUCUUCUGCUACGGCGUCACCGUGCACACCCUCCUGCAGACCAAGAACGCCCAGAGGCAGCGGGCCAUGAAGGUCAUCCUGGCCGUGGUGCUGGUCUUCCUCGUCUGCUGGCUGCCCUACAACAUCACGCUGGUGAGCGACACCCUCAUGAGGACGCGGGCCAUCGCCGAGACCUGCGAGCGCAGGAACCACAUCGACACGGCCCUCUCCGUCACGCAGGUGCUGGGCUUCGCCCACAGCUGCCUCAACCCCAUCAUCUACGCCUUCAUCGGGCAGAAGUUCCGCAACAGCUUCCUCAAGAUCCUGGCGCAGCGCGGCCUCAUCAGCAAGGACGCCGUGGCCCGCUACGGCCGCGCCUCGUACGCCUCCACCUCCGGCAACACCUCCACCACCCUCUGAGCCCCGCGGAUCCCCCAGGCCUGAUGCAGGCACCCCGAGCACCCCAGCAUCCUCACCCGGCGCCCCGAAACGCAGCCUCGGGAAGCGGGCACGGCCCCCCCAGGGCACCCGGGUGGCCGUCACCGGGGGCUGCCGGUGGCGGGGCUUGCGUGUGGCCACCCGUGUGUGCGGUGCUGUGCAGCUGGGAGGGUCACGGGGGGGGGUGACUCUGAGCCCUGGUGGCACUGUGACGCCGUGGUGAGGCGUGAGGCCACCGCACAUCAGCAUGGGGGGACCCCAGGCGCUGCCCGCCCUCCCCGCACGCCGGGAUGGAGCCUGGGACUUUGGGGAACCCGUGGCCCCCGUGUGACAGCGGUGGCCGCUGGCCGCCCAGCAAUAAAGGAGGUGGCGGGUCUGUCA
Messenger RNA from Cygnus atratus (black swan), 1470 nucleotides. Its product is annotated as C-X-C chemokine receptor type 2-like. The transcript has a single exon. The record is from RefSeq and is a predicted model, not a curated record. NCBI's taxonomy places the organism in Eukaryota, Metazoa, Chordata, Aves, Anseriformes, Anatidae. Gene Ontology annotation, cellular component: membrane. Gene Ontology annotation, molecular function: C-X-C chemokine receptor activity. Bases 1 to 1071 code for a protein of 356 amino acids. Gene Ontology annotation, biological process: G protein-coupled receptor signaling pathway; neutrophil chemotaxis; immune response.